UAUGUAAUAAACAGCAGCUCAGUUCAUGAUGGCCUACAUGCUGUUUAACAUUUGACCACAGCUACACAGGACUUGCAGUCAGCUUGCUAAAGAAGUGUUCAGACAUGGUUCGACGUGUGGCGGUGGUUGGAGCAGGGAGUUCAGGCCUGGUCUGUAUCAAGACCUGUGUGGAGGAGGGCUUGGAGCCGGUCUGCUUUGAAAGUAGUGAUGACAUUGGUGGCCUGUGGAAGUUUAAGGAGACACUAGACCCAGAGCGAUCCAGCAUCUACCGUUCCUUGGUGGUCAACACCUCUAAAGAGAUGAUGUGUUUCAGUGAUUUCCCCAUGCCUGCUGACUACCCAAACUACAUGCACAACUCCCAGCUGCUACAGUACUUCAGACUUUACGCUGAGCACUUUGACCUGCUCAGAUACAUUAACUUUCAGACCUCAGUGAGGAGUGUUACACAAAGGCCAGAUUUCUCCGUGUCAGGUCAGUGGGAAGUGCUAACCAUAAACAGCAGUGGUCAGGAAGAGAAGCACGUCUUUGACGCGGUUCUGGUGUGUUCAGGUCACUACACACACCCAGCCCUGCCCUUGUCUGAUUUUCCAGGACAUGACACUUUUUCUGGCAGGUGUUUUCACAGCUGGGAGUAUAAAGACGCGGACGCCUGCCGUGGAAAGAGGGUGGUGGUGGUCGGCAUUGGGAACUCUGGAGGAGAUAUUGCUGUAGAGAUUAGUAGAUCUGCCCAGAAAGUAAGACGGAAAUUGUUAAAACUACAAGACCCACAGCUCUUGUGUUUACACCCAGCCUUUUUGUCUUCCCAGACAUUUCUCAGCACACGCGAGGGGGCCUGGGUGAUCGGCAGGAUGUCCCACAGUGGCCUUCCUCUGGACAUGACAGGCAUCACCAGGCUCAACAACAUCCUCACACAGCGUCUCCCCAAGGCCUUGGUCAACUGGGUGGCAGAGAGAGCGCUGAACCAGAAAUAUGACCACAGACUGUACGGCCUCAAACCCAGACACAGACUUUUGGACAGAAGGCCUUUGAUCAAUGAUGACCUUCCUGGUCGUGUUCUUCAGGGGGCACUAGUCAUGAAGCCCAAUCUAAAAGGCUUCAAGGAAUCGGGAGUAGUGUUUGAAGAUGGCACAGUAGAGGAGGACAUCCAUGCUGUGGUCUUUUGUACAGGUUAUAAAGGAAACUUUCCAUUCCUGCCCUCAGCUUUGUCUGAAGGUCCUAAUGGAGAGUUGACAUUGUACAAGAGACUGUUUCCUCCGUCCCUCCAACAGCCCACAUUGGCCAUCAUGGGUCUUUUCCAAACAAAAGGACCAAUCAUGCCCAUAGUGGAAAUGCAGGCACGGUGGGCGGUUAAGGUCUUUACAGGUGUGAGCUGGCUUCCGCUUAAGGAGAAAAUGCUGGAAGUCACUGAGUCAGAGAGAAGCAGAUACAUGAAAAGCUUUAAGUGCCCACGAGCAGCUGCUCUGCAGGUGGAAUACAUCUCAUACUUGGACUUCAUGGCUGAGCAGAUAGGUGUUCGACCAAACCUCCUGACCCUACUACUAAGAGACCCUGUGCUCUGGGUGAAGGUCUUCUGUGGUCCGUGCACUCCUUAUCAGUAUCGCCUCACUGGGCCUGGACAGUGGGCUGGUGCCCGACACGCCAUCCUCACUCAGUGGGAGCGGGUUUCUCAGCCGUUCAGGACCAGAGCAGUUCCUGAACCUGAGAAAGGAACAUCCAUCCUGGGUUCUCCCUGGCUGCUGGCGCUAGGAGGAGCUGUUGUAAUGGCUGCGCUUUUGUCGAAAACCGAGAUCAUCGCCACACUACAAGGAGCCGCUCAGAGUGUGAACAGAACCGCGUUUGUCCUGAGAGACGUGUGGUAUGCUGUUUGAUUACCAAAAAAAAAUGUACGAAUGGUACUCUAUCGUAUCACUGUAUUUCAGUGAUUUCUUUUUGUGUUUGCAUGAAGAGGUGAGAGACAGACAGCCUCUCACGUUUGAUGCACUGCACAGAUGCUCUAGUGUAAUAAACUGAAAUCAUAAAAUUGUGAAAAGUAUUUCUGGCAGCUGUGUCAGUUCCAAAGGUCAGUGUCAUUUGCAAACCAUCAAACAGUACAUAGAAGAUUUCCAACUGAGGCUCAGGAAAAGCAUUGACGCGGACAUGAAAGCAGAACUACAGAAAAAAAAAACCCAUAAUGAACAGGUCUGUGGUCCCAACAAGACACAACUCUUAUGCAGCAUCGAAGUUAAAGAGAAAAAUUGUGAAGAGAUUAAGUAUUUUUCUGUACACUGGUGAAGCGUGAGCAGAAUAUUACAAGCUAAAUAUUUAAUAUGAUUACAUUAAAUGUACUGUAUGGUGACACAUCAUAGGAGCUUUUUUGUCUGCAGUUUUUAAAACCGUCCAUCUGAUGUGGAUACAAACACCAUCAAAUGGCUCUUUUUAUAUUAUCUUUUUCAUACCCUUUCAAUUCAGUGUUUCAUUAUUAGAUUGUUUAAGUUUAUGUUAACAAACGAUUUCACACUUACAUGUAAAAUACGUAUUUUUGUGUUUCCCAUAAAGAUUAAAAUGAGAAAUUUGAAA
Messenger RNA from Mugil cephalus (flathead mullet), 2556 nucleotides. Its product is annotated as flavin-containing monooxygenase 5-like. Lineage: Eukaryota; Metazoa; Chordata; Actinopteri; Mugiliformes; Mugilidae. Gene Ontology annotation, molecular function: flavin adenine dinucleotide binding; NADP binding; N,N-dimethylaniline monooxygenase activity. The coding region runs from base 105 to 1868 and encodes 587 amino acids. The record is from RefSeq and is a predicted model, not a curated record. The transcript has 10 exons.